AUGGAAUAUCCAAACUCAACUACCUUCAAAAUUUCAGUAUUGAUAAUCAUUUUACUAGGAGUUAAGGCUACAGGUUUCGAUUUGAAUCCUGUGCUUAGGGUAACCGUAGUAAUUAGGAAUGAUAUCCCUCCACAUCCAACUCCUCUAGAUCUCACCGUUCAUUGUAAAUCAAAACAAGAUGAUCUCGGAUUUCACACACUCAAGUUUGGAGAAACUUUCAUGUUUCGAUUUCGCCCAUCUCCGUUUCCGAAAAUUGUUCAAACUUUAUACUUCUGUAGCUUUACAUGGCCAGGAAACGUUUAUCUUCACUAUCUUGAUGUUUACAAUCAAGGCGUAGAUAACUGCAGAAAUUGCACUUGGAGAAUACACACCAAUGGUGGUUGUACCGAUUAUAGAGGAUACGAGCAAUGUCAUAACUGGAAAGGUGUUGCACUAAUGGAUGCAAAUAAUACUUCUAUCAUGUAA
Messenger RNA from Vicia villosa (hairy vetch), 465 nucleotides. Its product is annotated as S-protein homolog 29-like. Bases 1 to 465 code for a protein of 154 amino acids. NCBI's taxonomy places the organism in Eukaryota, Viridiplantae, Streptophyta, Magnoliopsida, Fabales, Fabaceae. The record is from RefSeq and is a predicted model, not a curated record. The transcript has a single exon.